AACCAGGUUACCCCGCUCCCGGCUUUAGUUCUUGGUGAUUCCACGCCCCUCCCCCCCACUCCCCUCCAACUCCGCGGCGGCCGCCAAAAUGAUGCAGGUCUCCUCGAGCGCUCGACGCUUUCCGAGGGUUCUCGAUCGAAUCCCCGUCCUUCUCCGCCCUCAGCCAUCUCUCUCCUCCGAUCCCGUUGACGCCGUGGACGGCCUUCCCCUCUGCGGACAAUGGCCGCGGCCAAGGAGCUUCUCUUUUCAAACUCCUCGUUCUUUCGUAACUACCAAUGGCAAUCCACGUCCUUCAACCACUAUGUCUCGACAAUUGGUACAUCACCCACUGUGCUCUCCUAUGGUUCGUGCCUGUUUUUCUUCAGUGGCAAAUAAAGAGACCAGACAGCCUUCAGAGAUUGUACAGGAGCUAUAUCAAAAAAUGUCCAAGUCUGUUGAAGCUCGUACCAUGCCUCCAAAUGCUUGGUUAUGGUCGCUAAUUAGCAACUGUGCCAAUCAGGAGGAUAUAAAGCUCCUGUUUCAGAUGUUGCAGAAACUGCGAAUAUUUAGAUUGUCAAACCUUCGCAUACAUGCAAACUUCAAUUGCCAUCUUUGUAUGAGAGUUUCUGAGGCUUGUGCUCGUGCAGGUGCCCUUGAAUAUGGGUUGAAGGCUUUGCGGAAGCAUAAUGUUUAUGGAUUAACUCCAACCAUUGGUUCUGCUCAUUAUUUGCUGCUGCAUGCUAAAGAGCAUAAAGAUGCUAAACUCAUGGUAAAGAUUAUGGAUGUCCUGCAAAAGAACUCAUUGCCACUGCAGCCGGGUACUGCUGACAUAGUCUUCAGCAUCUGUUAUGAUACAAAUAAAUGGGAUUUAAUCUCAAAAUAUGCAAAAAGAUUUAUCAAGGCUGGAGUGAAACUGCACCGAACUGCAUUUGACAUUUGGAUGGAGUUUGCAGCUAAAAUUGGAGAUGCUCAAUCUAUAUGGAAAAUUGAGAAGCUAAGAGCGAAAUCUGUAAAAGGACAAACUCUUGCAAGUGGGUUUUCAUGUGCUAAGGGAUUUCUACUUGAAGGUAAUCCUGAGAGUGCAGCUGCAACUAUUCAUCUUCUCUACCAGAAUCUGCCUGACCAGAAGAAGUUGCGCAUUCCAGAUGAGCUACAAAGGCUGAUCAGUGAAUGGCCACUGGAGGUGAUAAAGAGACAAAAGAAAGAAGACAGGAAGACGUUAGCUGAAUCCUUUAAAAGUGACAUUCCUGCAAUGGUCACUUCUUUGCUCAACAUGGGGCUCGAUGUCACGGUGGAUCUGGAAAAGCUCAGCCAACAGGAAAUUUGAAGGCAGAGUUGUGCAAACUAGAUUAAAAUUGUUGGUUGUGUCUGCAUCAACAUGAGAAGCAGAAGCGGACGAGUAAUAGCUACAGGGUUCUCUGAACUUAACCAGUCACAAUUUGCUAAACAAAAAGAGUCUGAAGAUCUACUUGCCAUGCACAAAAAAAUCCAAGCUUCAUGACAGGACAAUCCAUCCAAAUGUUCACGUUCUAAAAUGAUGUCAUGAUUUUGAUUUGAUUUAGCAGUAGCCUUUCAUUCUGAUACUGUAACAUUUGAAAUUUGUGGAUAAACAAAUAAUUUAAUGAACAAUAAUUGUCCAGAAUUUUUUCUUUUUGGCUGAA
Messenger RNA from Phoenix dactylifera (date palm), 1640 nucleotides. RefSeq lists its product as uncharacterized. Gene Ontology annotation, molecular function: protein binding. The record is from RefSeq and is a predicted model, not a curated record. Lineage: Eukaryota; Viridiplantae; Streptophyta; Magnoliopsida; Arecales; Arecaceae.